Molecule: messenger RNA, 876 nt
Organism: Anoplophora glabripennis (Asian longhorned beetle)
Lineage: Eukaryota; Metazoa; Arthropoda; Insecta; Coleoptera; Cerambycidae
Product: serine protease easter-like
Exons: 5
Coding region: 10-876 (288 amino acids)
Biological process (GO): proteolysis
Molecular function (GO): serine-type endopeptidase activity
Source: RefSeq, a predicted model, not a curated record
UUAAAAAAUAUGACUGGCAUUAAAACAUAUAUUUUAUCAGUGUUAUAUAUUUUCGUGUGUGGUAAUCGCUCAUUACAGUGGCCUCUACCGGAACAGUGCGGUAAAACUAGAUUUGACCUAAGAAAUGAGUUCAGAAUCAUUGAAGGCGAAGAAGCUUGCCUUGGAGAGUUUCCGUGGGCGGCAAGGUUAGGUGUUUUUAUGGGAAAAGACAGAAUAAGUUUUGUCUGCGCAGGAUCGCUCAUCAGUAAAUACUACGUUAUUUCAGCAGCACACUGUAUGCGAUCUAACAUGGUCAGACUGGGAGAGAACUACUUAGACACGGACCCAGACUGUAACGAUACAUGUGCUCCAAAGCCUCAAGAUAUAAAAAUAGAGAAUUACAUCAAACACGACCUUUACUCCUCUACAAGUCACACGUACGAUUACGCCCUGUUGGAACUGGAGAAGCCUGUGGAAUUUAAUGACUUUGUCCAUCCAAUCUGUCUACCACCUGCUCCAAUACCACACGAAGAUCUAAAGUCAGAACAUGUGUAUAUAGCAGGAUGGGGUAUAAUAAAUAGAACAGAAUUCACGCAAUACGCGACGAGAUUAAUGUACAUAACUGCCCCUAUAUUAGAUGCAAAGCCUUGCAAUGAAUUAUAUCAUCGUGAAUUAAUAGACAGUCAGCUUUGUAUAGGAUACCAAAAAGGUAAGGAUUCUUGUGCUGGGGACUCCGGUGGGCCAGUCUUUAAGGCUAUGACUAAGAAUAAACAGGAUAGGGCACAUUUAAUUGGAGUCGUGUCCUACGGAUUAAGAGCUUGCGGACAAGGCCCUGCUGUUUAUACGGACGUUUCUUAUUUCGUGCAAUGGACGUUGGAGAGAAUUAAGAAAAAAUGA